Messenger RNA from Rangifer tarandus platyrhynchus (Svalbard reindeer), 2593 nucleotides. The record is from the annotation of a GenBank genome assembly. Lineage: Eukaryota; Metazoa; Chordata; Mammalia; Artiodactyla; Cervidae.
GCUCAAAACGUAUGCCAACUUUCCAGAAGCACCUCAGGAGGAGGCUUCUCUCAGCAAUAGGCUUAAGACGUAUGCCAACUUUCCAGAAGCACCUCAGGAGGAGGUUUCUCUCAGCAAUAGGCUCAAGACGUAUGCCAACUUUCCAGAAGCACCUCAGGAGGAGGCUUCUCUCAGCAAUAGGCUCAAGACGUAUGCCAACUUUCCAGAAGCACCUCAGGAGGAGGCUUCUCUCAGCAAUAGGCUCAAGACGUAUGCCAACUUUCCAGAAGCACCUCAGGAGGAGGCUUCUCUCAGCAAUAGGCUCAAGACGUAUGCCAACUUUCCAGAAGCACCUCAGGAGGAGGCUUCUCUCAGCAAUAGGCUCAAGACGUAUGCCAACUUUCCAGAAGCACCUCAGGAGGAGGCUUCUCUCAGCAAUAGGCUCAAGACGUAUGCCAACUUUCCAGAAGCACCUCAGGAGGAGGCUUCUCUCAGCAAUAGGCUCAAGACGUAUGCCAACUUUCCAGAAGCACCUCAGGAGGAGGCUUCUCUCAGCAAUAGGCUCAAGACGUAUGCCAACUUUCCAGAAGCACCUCAGGAGGAGGCUUCUCUCAGCAAUAGGCUCAAGACGUAUGCCAACUUUCCAGAAGCACCUCAGGAGGAGGCUUCUCUCAGCAAUAGGCUCAAGACGUAUGCCAACUUUCCAGAAGCACCUCAGGAGGAGGCUUCUCUCAGCAAUAGGCUCAAGACGUAUGCCAACUUUCCAGAAGCACCUCAGGAGGAGGCUUCUCUCAGCAAUAGGCUCAAGACGUAUGCCAACUUUCCAGAAGCACCUCAGGAGGAGGCUUCUCUCAGCAAUAGGCUCAAGACGUAUGCCAACUUUCCAGAAGCACCUCAGGAGGAGGCUUCUCUCAGCAAUAGGCUCAAGACGUAUGCCAACUUUCCAGAAGCACCUCAGGAGGAGGCUUCUCUCAGCAAUAGGCUCAAGACGUAUGCCAACUUUCCAGAAGCAUCUCAGGAGGAGGCUUCUCUCAGCAAUAGGCUCAAGACGUAUGCCAACUUUCCAGAAGCACCUCAGGAGGAGGCUUCUCUCAGCAAUAGGCUCAAGACGUAUGCCAACUUUCCAGAAGCACCUCAGGAGGAGGCUUCUCUCAGCAAUAGGCUCAAGACGUAUGCCAACUUUCCAGAAGCACCUCAGGAGGAGGCUUCUCUCAGCAAUAGGCUCAAGACGUAUGCCAACUUUCCAGAAGCACCUCAGGAGGAGGCUUCUCUCAGCAAUAGGCUCAAGACGUAUGCCAACUUUCCAGAAGCACCUCAGGAGGAGGCUUCUCUCAGCAAUAGGCUCAAGACGUAUGCCAACUUUCCAGAAGCACCUCAGGAGGAGGCUUCUCUCAGCAAUAGGCUCAAGACGUAUGCCAACUUUCCAGAAGCACCUCAGGAGGAGGCUUCUCUCAGCAAUAGGCUCAAGACGUAUGCCAACUUUCCAGAAGCAUCUCAGGAGGAGGCUUCUCUCAGCAAUAGGCUCAAGACGUAUGCCAACUUUCCAGAAGCACCUCAGGAGGAGGCUUCUCUCAGCAAUAGGCUCAAGACGUAUGCCAACUUUCCAGAAGCACCUCAGGAGGAGGCUUCUCUCAGCAAUAGGCUCAAGACGUAUGCCAACUUUCCAGAAGCACCUCAGGAGGAGGCUUCUCUCAGCAAUAGGCUCAAGACGUAUGCCAACUUUCCAGAAGCACCUCAGGAGGAGGCUUCUCUCAGCAAUAGGCUCAAGACGUAUGCCAACUUUCCAGAAGCACCUCAGGAGGAGGCUUCUCUCAGCAAUAGGCUCAAGACGUAUGCCAACUUUCCAGAAGCACCUCAGGAGGAGGCUUCUCUCAGCAAUAGGCUCAAGACGUAUGCCAACUUUCCAGAAGCACCUCAGGAGGAGGCUUCUCUCAGCAAUAGGCUCAAGACGUAUGCCAACUUUCCAGAAGCACCUCAGGAGGAGGCUUCUCUCAGCAAUAGGCUCAAGACGUAUGCCAACUUUCCAGAAGCACCUCAGGAGGAGGCUUCUCUCAGCAAUAGGCUCAAGACGUAUGCCAACUUUCCCGAAGCACCUCAGGAGGAGGCUUCUCUCAGCAAUAGGCUCAAGACGUAUGCCAACUUUCCCGAAGCACCUCAGGAGGAGGCUUCUCUCAGCAAUAGGCUCAAGACGUAUUCCAACUUUCCAGAAGCACCUCAGGAGGAGGCUUCUCUCAGCAAUAGGCUCAAGACGUAUGCCAACUUUCCCGAAGCACCUCAGGAGGAGGCUUCUCUCAGCAAUAGGCUCAAGACGUAUGCCAACUUUCCAGAAGCACCUCAGGAGGAGGCUUCUCUCAGCAAUAGGCUCAAGACGUAUGCCAACUUUCCAGAAGCACCUCAGGAGGAGGCUUCUCUCAGCAAUAGGCUCAAGACGUAUGCCAACUUUCCCGAAGCACCUCAGGAGGAGGCUUCUCUCAGCAAUAGGAAUCCCAAAAUCCCUGUGGCUACUGGAAAGGGUCCUUGGGUGCCCUGGCUCACCUCGAGAAGCGUCCCUUUUGCCCUGCCAAGCCUCGAAGAGAUUGCUGAGGUGUCCCUCAUUACUAGACAGGAGUCCUGA